AUAUAAAGACGUGUUGAAGCUCCAGGUAUGGAAAAUAGAUCAGAACGAUUUCAUCCCUAUCCAAAUAAUAUACCCAUCUUCCUUUACUUAACUCAAGUCUUUGCUUAAUCAAUCAGUAGUUUUACAAGGAAAUCAGUCUUUUCAAUGGCAACAUUGCAGCAGAUGAUCAACUUUGCCCCUGCAAUUCAUUCGUCAGUGUGCAAAGAUAGUGUGAAAAAGCGAAAUGGGCAUGUUGUUAGAGUAUCUGGGUCUCUGUCAGAGCAGAAUGAUGCCAUACAUCAGGUGAAGGAGUCUCCUUUCAAGAGGACUCUCCUCAGAGGGAUGCAGGAGCCUUCUCCCAUUCAGAAAGCUGAAAAUGACAUGAUGGAUUAUUGUAGCACACUGGAGGGCGACGAGGGAUAUCAGUGCUGGGAGGCCUAUUUUGAGUUUGAGGACAUGAAGAAAGAAUCCAUAGCAGAAGCUGAAGCUGGUUCCGAAACCGCGAAAGAUGAUCUUGUAAAAAUGGUACGGCAAUCAGGAGGUGUGAAAAGUCUGGUUGAAAAUGUGCAUUUUGUGACAAAAAUCUCGAAAAUGCGCAAGGAUGCUGUAGUGCCUGAGCAUUCCACAGUGAACUCUCAUAAUCUGGAAGAGGAGGAGAAGAGGCGGCCAUUCCCUGAGCCAGACGGACUGCCCAAAUCACAAAAAGAGUUGGAAGAAGAAGAAAAGGCACUGAUGCCCGAUUCCUCUUAUACAAGAUUGUUCAGAAGAUUGGCCCGCGGCCGAUCUCCUGCCUGGUACACUCCACGCCCUGAUCAUGAAACAGAUUGAGAUCAUUCACCCACCAUACAUACAUAAUGUUAAUUACCAGUUCUCUGUAAAUACCUGGUUCUGCGCAUAGGUUUUCCUAUGAUAUUAUCUGUUAAUUGUAAUUUUGCAGAAACAGGAUUUGGAAAUUUUUAUAUAGAUUUAGAGCGAACUGUAAAAUAUGAAAAGAUAAGUAGGCUUACUAUUUUCGAUUUCCCGGUUUUGGAUUAGCCCGCCCGCGGUAUUGUGCAGUGGAAGUGUUGAAUAAAGGCAAGGGGCAACUGUGAAAACAAAUUAUGUUAUGGAAUGAAUUUUAUUUCGCCUUCA
Molecule: messenger RNA, 1110 nt
Organism: Cryptomeria japonica (Japanese cedar)
Lineage: Eukaryota; Viridiplantae; Streptophyta; Pinopsida; Cupressales; Cupressaceae
Product: CCG-binding protein 1
Exons: 3
Coding region: 145-807 (220 amino acids)
Biological process (GO): pollen tube guidance
Cellular component (GO): nucleus; cytosol
Molecular function (GO): mediator complex binding
Source: RefSeq, a predicted model, not a curated record